Penicilliopsis zonata CBS 506.65 is the source of this 1269-nucleotide messenger RNA. RefSeq lists its product as hypothetical. The record is from RefSeq and is a predicted model, not a curated record. The transcript has 2 exons. Lineage: Eukaryota; Fungi; Ascomycota; Eurotiomycetes; Eurotiales; Aspergillaceae. Bases 1 to 1269 code for a protein of 422 amino acids.
AUGCAACUCCCCUUGAACGACGUCGAUUUAGCGGCUGUCUUAAGCCUUUGCUGUAUUGCCGAUUAUGCCUUUUUCGCGCUGCCCAGUCGGAUUCUAAAAUGCGUGGAGCUUUUCAUCCUCGGGAAUCUAUUCCAACUUCUUCCUCAAAUUUCUUGGGCCAAGGUUGUCGGGAUUUUUCUCACACUGGCUACCUCUUUACUCGUUGGGGUUGGGACAUUUCGACUGCUCAUUGCUGCCUAUGUCAAUCGAAACCUGAUUCUCUUGUCGAAUGACAAGGAUCUGCAAAAGGGGAGAGAAUUUCUCGGGAAACCUUUUUUCUAUCCUUGUAGAAUCUCUCAUGCCCGAACUUUCGAUCAGAAGUAUCGCUUUUCGUACAGCUAUUUUCUCGUGGGCGUUCCGAUUGGCAUCAGCGGAACCAUUGGAUCCCUACUGUCAAUUGAUACAGUUCGACCGGAGAAAAGCGACAGGAAACCUUUGCUCUCAAACUGGUGCUUGUUUACGAUUGAUCAGCGACAUUACCUUGAUCGUGGCAACCACCCUGGCGGAUUGGAGGGGAAGCUCCAUUCGUGGCUAGAGGCCAGGGGCGAGGAUCCCCAGCAAUGGCCGUAUGCCUACAUGAUCAGCGUUCCAAAUUUUCUCUGGUCGACUCGAAAUCCUGCGACGUGGUGGUUCCUCUACUCUUCCGAAAAGCAACUCACGGCCAUGGUCAUGGAGGCAAACAAUUCUUUUGGAGAAAGGAAACCGGUCUUUUACCGACUGGAUCCGUUGGGCGAAAUUAUCGAGCAUCCUGACCCCUCAAACAAGCCGAGUACCGUGUCAGGGUUUGCGGAUGGGAACUUGAUAUCUCUUCGUAUGAGUCAUUCGAAGUCUAGACAUAAGUCUUAUCAGGGACACUGGGACCGGGAUCUUUAUAUCUCUCCAUUUGAGGAUGUCGGAGGACAUAUGGCCACGACAUGUGUCGACCCAUGCGGACCAAAAUGGGGGAUCCCUGGUGACCUUCAGCUCAGUGCAACUUUCCAUGAUCCAGAAGGCCGACCGAAGAUUAUCACCCGGAUUCACUCAUGGGACACUCCUGUUGAUCUACUGGCUACCAAUGGGCUGGGCCUGGUCAAAUUUAUUCUGGGUUGGGGCUGGGUUGGCACCCUGUCGAUGCCUCGAAUCAUGUACCAGGCUUUACGUAUCUGGCUCCGUGGGAAUGUAAUACUCCAUGAAAGACCUCAAGUCAUCAGAUCCAACAUUCCCAGGCGUGAGUCGCAACUGGAAAGGUAG